This is a messenger RNA of Mobula hypostoma (lesser devil ray), 6874 nucleotides long. RefSeq names its product tnfrsf1a-associated via death domain (gene tradd). Gene Ontology annotation, biological process: positive regulation of canonical NF-kappaB signal transduction; extrinsic apoptotic signaling pathway. The transcript is spliced from 5 exons. The record is from RefSeq and is a predicted model, not a curated record. Lineage: Eukaryota; Metazoa; Chordata; Chondrichthyes; Myliobatiformes; Myliobatidae. Gene Ontology annotation, cellular component: tumor necrosis factor receptor superfamily complex. Gene Ontology annotation, molecular function: transmembrane receptor protein tyrosine kinase adaptor activity. Bases 1344 to 2282 code for a protein of 312 amino acids.
AAAGUUUGCGAACAACACCGCUGCCAUUUGGCUAAUCACCAGAGGUGACGAAUCCAAGGACCACCAGGAAGUAGGAAAGCUCUUGUGCUGGUGCAAUCACAGCAACUUGGAGCUCAAUGCCCUCAACACAGUGGAGAAGCACAUCGACUUAAGGAGAAAUGUGUCUCCUCUCCACCCACUCAUCGUCAACAACUCUGCAGUUAGCAUCAUUUCAACUUUCAGCUUCCUGGGCAUCAGUAUUUCACAGGAGUGCAUGUGAGAGAAACGUAUCUCCUUCAUUAACCAAACAGCUCGGCAGAGGAUGUGUUACUUGUGGCAGUUGGUAAAAUUCUAUCCUCGUCAGAACACACCGGUGCAAUCCUACGCUGCCAUCAUAGAGAGCAUCCUCACAUCAGCCAGUGUUGUCUGGUUUGGUGCACCAUCCACUCACAAUGUACGAAAACUACAAUGAACUGUCAGGUCAGCUGAAAAGGUCAUUAGCUGCGUCUACCAUCACUGCUGGACUUGUCUGUGUCCAGGACAAAGAGGUGGACAGGAAAAAUUAUUGUGGACAGUACCCACCCUGCAAACAGUCUUUCCUAGUCAUUCCUUCUGGAAAGCACAAUAGCGCUAUUAAAACAAAAACAUCACACUAUCGUAAAAGUUUCUUCCCCAGCCAGUUAAUCUGAUCAAUCAUUCUAGUUAGCCCCCCACCCCCCUCUGUCUAUGACCCCUGUCACUAUCCUGCACGGUAAACAUUUUAAACGACUUUUUGUAAUGCUGUUUGUAAUUUUAUGCAUAUAUUAUUCCAUACCUGUCCUUUAGUUUCAAACUUAUUCUUUAUAAUUGCUGACUGUUGUUUUUGUUGCAUGUUGCGUCCUGACCAACACACUGCAGCGAAUACCCAGUACACAUAAAUGUACAGCACAUGGCAAAUAAAGUUAAACCAAGCGGUUUGUCUGGUGCUGUUUACAUGUUCUUGACCUCAGCUGGCCUGUCAGCAUUACGCUCCAAAGUGAGGAAGCUGGAAAUUAAUUAUACACCACUGAGAAAAGGCCAAGAAUAAGGGAGCCUUGUGUCUUAAAUGUAAUGAAUGUGCCCUAGUGUUUGAAGAGGGAGUGGGAAUUGUAGUUGGCGUGCUCGCUGUAACUGGGAAUUGUUGUAAAAGGUGGAAAGAACAUUGUCUGCAGGAAGUUUGCUCCAUUCCGUUACCGGAUAUACCCAGAGCAGGAAGGGCCUGUGCAAACAUUUCACACUGACGGGAGAUUUGAGACUGCCGCUGGAAAUUGCCGGCACUUGCGUAUUUGUGAAAACUGCGCUGUGUGACUGACACAGGGUUUGGUGAGACAAUGCAGUGACCGACGAUGGAGCCCGUGGCACCAUGCUGGGUGGGCAGUGUGUUUCUUUUCAUCUAUUCAGACAAGGUUGAUCUGUCAAACCUCUACCAAGAUCCACAGAUGCAGCUAAAGAUUUAUAAAGCGCUGAAGCUAUCUCUUGCAGAUGCCACUGGCGGUAGUGGAGGUUAUGAAAUCCUGAAAGUUUACAGAAGUGCUUUUGGACUUCAGCUGAAAUUCACAGAGGAAGUAAAAUGCAGGAAGUUUCUGCACAGUUACGAAAGAGGCAGUCUCAAAAACGCUCUAGUGCAUCAUUUUCAAACGCAGUCUAUCCCCAGCACGGCCUUCACAAUGGAGCUGAAGGCCGGUCCGGUGACAUUAGAUGAUAUCCUGAAUAAGCCAGACUCCUGCAUAAAACACAUCAAGGCAAAUGAGCCCAACCAUCUCCGAGAUGAUGAUGUUAGCAGACUGGAAGCAGACAUCAGGCAGAUGGUGCUUGAAUGUGGACCCAUCUGUCAAGAUUCGAAUGUACAGCAUGAGAAAGCUUCGGGAAUGUAUUCAGUACCCGAAUCUCUGUCUCCAUCCUCUCCGCCUUCAGUUUCAUCUCCGACAACCAACCAGAUAAAUGGGAACUCAUUGCCCUCAGCAAACAUGUUUGAAUUCCAAGGCGUUUUCUUUGGUGAUCGUGUAUUGAGCGGGCAGGAUCACGGUAACUUUGCCAAGUCGGUGGGCAGGAACUGGAAGCAGGUUGGGCGCGUCUUACAGAAAACUUGCCGAGGUCUUCGCGAUCCCACCAUCGACAACAUUGCCUUUGAGUACGAGCGGGAAGGAUUAUAUGAACAGGCAUACCAAAUGCUGCUCAAGUUCAUUCAGUGCGAAGGGAAGAAGGCUACAAUGAGUCGACUGAUCAGAGCUUUGGAGGAAAGUGAACUAGUUGGGAUUGCUGAUCAGUUGUUGAACAAUAAUUAAUUGGAAGUGUGCACGAUACAAUUUUCAAUGCUGAGGCAUAAAACUGAAACUUGGCUGUGGCUCUGCAAAAGGUUUUAUUCCUUGUAUCAAAGUUAAUCAUUCUGUGUAACGUCUGUUCUAAUCUCAUCUAUAACUGAGGUGUGUUGUAUUGGAAGCAGCCUGCUUCCUUUCAUGUUCAAAGUUUUAGAACAAUCACUGAAUCUAGUUCUCACUUUCACAAAUGUGAGGUAUUUUAAUUACUAUUACUGUAUUUUCUUCAUUGAUUUUGCAAGCCAAGGUAUGCAUGUGUUGCUGAAUUUAGGGGGAGGAGCAAAUAUAUUUCAAGUAGGUAGAUCUUUCUAAAUAUAUCUUUUAUGCCAGUUACAGAGAAAGGCUGCAAUCCUGCAGUGUAUAUUUUUGUGCUUUUUGUUUCCCUGUGAACAAACUCUGAUCUGCAUUUGAUUUGUUUUAAAGUUGCUCAUCGUGAAGGGAAGAUCUCUACUGUUGCCCGGCCGUGAGCCACCAGCAGGAGCAGUCCCAAUCUAAUUCCUGGUAGACCUUGGCCUACAGCACAAUGCUGCCCUACAUACAGCAUUAAUUAGCCUAAUUAGACUGAUGGCACUUGGACAGCACAAAAUAUACAGUAAAUGGAUCAGAUUUUGUAGUCAAGGGCUGGCAUGUUGGGAGGGGGUGUUUUGGGAAGGUGGGGGCAGCACUGGCAGGCGUUCCUUGCAUCCAUCUGCUCGGGGCUUUCCUGGGAAUGACAGAUACCAAUGCUGUAGGCCUGAAGUGAAACGGAUUCCAUUCCACAGUUCUUGCAAUCCCUGGCACCAGAACGCAGAGACAUGAACGACUGAGUGAUCCGUGGAAGGUAGAAUCCAUGUUGGAAAAAUCUUAAAUCUUGGUUGAUCACAGUUAUCCCACUUUCUUGCCCUUAAACAGGCUCAAGGUUGUCCAGGGUUACCGGUGAGAUGGGAGAGUUGGGAAUUAAUAAUAAUAAAAAUAAAAAUCUAAACUUGUGCUGAAAAAUGUCAUUCCUUCUGCUACUGUGACCUGGCUGCAUCCUUGAAGUUUAGAACUUGCCUAAAAAUAUUUAAAAAAUGAUGGGCUCGAUAUUUAUGUUUUCCUGUACAUUCCCUGGAGUGCAGGAGAAUAAGAGGAGAUUUGAUAGAGGUGUACAAAAUUAUGAGGGGCAUAGGGACAUGCAAGCCGGCUUUUUCCACUGAAUUUGGGUGAGACUAGAACUGGAGGUCAUAGUUUGAGGGUGAAAGGUGAAAUGUUUAAGGGAAACUUCAGGGGGGAUCUUCACUCAGAGGACGGUGAGUGUGGAGCAAUCUGCCAGCGGAAGUGGUGGAUGCGAGUUCGAUUUCAACAUUGAAGAGAAGUUUGGAUGGGAGGGGUAAGGAUGGCUAUGGUCCCAGUGCAGGUCAUUUAGCACAGACUAGAUGGGCCAAAGGGCCUGUUUCUGUGCUAUAGUGCUCUAUGACUCGAUGAAUAAAAUACCUGGAGUAAGAAUAGAAUUUGAUGUAAUAGGCACCAUAGUUCAUCGGCAUGGUGAAAGAAUUCCUAAAUGACCUUGUCAUAGAGGCAGUGAUGGAGAAUUUCUGGAAAAUAAGGACCUCGUGAAUCUUGAAGAACUCUUGGCCUUCAGUGAAGCAGGGUGACGAGCACCCUGUAAUUGGUGUUAGUGACCCUGACAGCAGUUGCAGCUGCCGUGUGCUGUUGUGUGAGAACCCCAGGGGUUACAGCUCUUUUAAUGAGUGAUAUGGUUUGCUGGGUAUGGCGCUUGGCCAAGUGGUUAGGGCGUUGGACUAGCCAUCCGAAGGUUGUGGGUUCAAGCCUUGGCUGGGGCAGCGUGUGUGUCCUUGAGCAAGGCACUUAACCACACAAUGCUCCAGUAAAACCCAGUCUCGUACUCUCAGUCGCUUCACGCCACGGAAACCGGCAUAAGCACCGGCCUGAUGGGCCACAAGGCUCGUGACAGACUUUAAUAGCUUGCUGGGAGAGCGAAUGCAGCUGUACAGAGGAAAGCGAAUCCUAGAGAAUGUGCUGAUGCUAUCCCUGCUGUAAUCCCUAGGUGCCAAGGCAGUCUGCUGUUGCAUUGCAUGAUAGCUGUUUUAAUUUCCUGAAGGUAGCUGUUUUAAUUUCCUUUCACCCUUUACUGCAGGGGUUAGCUCAAACACUGAAACUUUGGUGGCUUAGUUGCAACACAGUGGCACUGCAGGAAAAGUGUACAGAGGCAGAGCCCUUUACACAGACCAGAGUGAAAUAUGUUGUUCCCGUUAACAACCAACACACCCAGGGGCAAGCUGGGGACAGCUCGCCAGUGUCACAACAGAGCACUCAGCGUUCAUCUGUCGCAAGCGCUGUGUUUGGGGUAGCGCUGUUUGGCCUCGGCUAAACGCAAAAGAGCCCAAAGCGCUCCCUAAAGCGAAGUGGAGCCCUUCUGGUGUCUCGGCAAUACCUACAAGUGGCUGCCUUUUCCGAAAACAGAUGAACCCAACAGUUGUCACAUUUUCGUUCUGUGGGAUCUUGCCAUGCUCACCUUGGCUGCUGUUGCCUUCUACAGAGUGGUACUAUAUCCCACUGAAAUAGAAAGGCUUCCAAAUGCAGGAGCCCGCAUCCUAAAGCGAAGGGAAGAGAGAAAAGUUACUGAGUUGUGGAAGGAGCAAGUUGACCAAUAAUAUUACAGGUGGACAAGUGAUUGCGGUGAACUGUAAUGAAGAUCAAGCAGCGGAAGGUGCUGGCACUGCCACUUAUCCACAAAAACUUGCAGUAACUCUCCUGUUAAUCCUAAAUACGAGCUCAUCUGCAGAUGCUGGAAAUCCAAAGGAACACGCACAAAAUGCUGAAGGGACUCAGCAGGUCAGGUAGCAUCUAUGGUAAUGAAUAAACAGUCGACCUUUCAGGCUGAGGUCCUUCUUCAAGGCUGGAAAAGAAGAGAGAAGAUGCUGGGUGGAGGAGCAACACAUUAUAUUCCGUCUGGGUAGUCUCCAAUCUGAUAGUACGAAUAUUGAUUUCUCCUUCCAGUUAAAAAUAAUUUCCCUCCCCCUCCCUUCUCCUUCUAUCCCCCACGCUGACCCCUUACCUCUUCUCACCUGCCUAUCACCACCUCCUGGAUCUCUCCCUUCUCUUUUCCCACUCUUCUCUCCCACCAGAUUCCUUCCUCUGAGCCCUUGACCUUUGUGAAUCUCUAAAGUCAUGUUUUUUAAUGCUAGGCACUGGGCUGAAGUCUAUGCUAAUCUUCCAUAGUGGCUCUUUCAUCAGCUGCAGGCCUGGGUUUGUUGUGCUCUGCCAUAGCCUGUGGUGCACCUGGUCACACCUAAGCAGGAGGGCAUUGGAUUUGUGCGUCUUCUGGUUUUUGCAAGUGACCUAUGAGUUAGAUAGUGUGUCUUCUCUGAACACUGAUACUGGACUCGAUAAGUCCACCCAUUUCUGCAACCUCCCCCCCCCCCCCACUCUGAUUUACCAGGCGGCUUCCAUCGCUCGGCGAGGGUGGUGUCAGCCUCUUGUGUACCAGAGUCUCUUCAUCCUGCUGAAGUGGCCUCGAUUCCUCGGAUUCUGCACCAGACCUUGUCUGCCACCUCAAAGGGACCUGGCCCUUGGAUUGCUGUAGGCAAUCCUUCUCCUGAUUUGCAGCAGAACAAUGUUGAACUUCCAGCUAGGAAGACCAGCCCUCCAUCCAGGUUCCCAGUCUGCAGGAUUCCAUUAGUUGUUUUGUGCUGUUUACCAAUGAUUUCCUUUGUUUUCUUGAUAAGUCUCAGUUCUCUAAGACAGUUUUUUGAGGUUUCUGUAAGGAUGUGGCAGCACAUUCUGGGCAUCAUGUGAGUGUUGAGCAACUCAGUCUUUCAUAGAAGUUUCAGUUUACCUCUUACGCCAGUUUUCCACACCACUUGUUCAACUUAAUGCAAUCAAUUUACUGAUCUGUUUCAGUUUUCUCAAUUGUUGAAGAUAAAUGUCUUAACUUACUGACCAAGUGGAACCCUUAGUCUUUGCAUUCACUGAAGCCAGUGCAAAUGGGAUAUUCUUGGCCAUCCUGGAGUAAAACUCACUUGGGGUAGCUGUAUUGUCCACCAAAGCUAGGGCUUCAUCACUGGUGUUCACCAAACUCUCCUCCUAGCUCUCAAGUGCAAGUGCUGUUGACUGAGGAUUGGUGUCAGGGGAGCCCCUUAUUUUGGAGGCUUAUUUAUUUAGACAGAGUGUAUCCUUCCCUACCUUGACCACUGUACUUCGGCUGAUGUGUAAGUCUUUUACCAGAAGGUAAAUCUGGGAAACACUCCCUUCUUAUCAGUGCGUAUAAGAGCAAUUUGUCUCUCUCCCCAAAUUAAAUUCACAGGCAGACCUGCAAACACAAUUGCUUGCCCAUUUUCAAAGUCAACGUCAAAGUAAAUUUAUUAUCAAAGCAUGGAUACGUCACCAUAUUCUACCUUGAGAUUAAUUUUCUUGUUGGUAUUUACAAGAAAAUAAAGAAAUGCAACAGAAUUUGUGAAAAACUAUACAUAAUUAAGGACUGGCAAAAGACAAAUUGUGCAAUUAAAUAUGUAUUAAAGAAACUGCAGAUACUGGAAAUCCAAGCAACGCACACUAAAUGCUGGAGAAACUCAGCAGGCCAG